Molecule: messenger RNA, 4027 nt
Organism: Branchiostoma floridae (Florida lancelet)
Lineage: Eukaryota; Metazoa; Chordata; Leptocardii; Amphioxiformes; Branchiostomatidae
Exons: 6
Coding region: 152-3721 (1189 amino acids)
Source: RefSeq, a predicted model, not a curated record
GAAUUGGUUUUGUUGCGUAUCUGGACAAUAUUAUCGCCGAUUUCCGUCCAAUUUCAAAGAGACAUCAUGGAAUUUUGGAUUAGCACCUUAGUGGCACUCUGUAUGAUGGGCCUGGGAGAAAAAAUUCACAGAAACGGGACAGUCUUUCGCGAUGUCUGCGCCGAAGAAGGUCGGUGUUCAGACAUCCAACCUCCAUGAUUUUUGCCGACUGUGCGACUCCAACCAGAAGAUCAAGGGAACGUUGCAGCAUUGCAGACUUAUUUUUCGAGCUAAGAUAGCGCAAUCGUGGGUAAAAAAGGAACCUGGUACACCGUCGCCACCACCGAUUCCGAUUGUGGAUGUGUUGCAGUAUAUAGGCUUAGACGUAUCGGAACAGGACGAAAGCAAAUCCCACCGAAUCUGCGAAGCCUGCUGCCGCAAAGUCGCAAGGGUUCGGGGGUCCAUAGGAGAUCUGAACGAGUGGAAAGCGAAUGAAGGCCGUAAGGAUGCGAGCCGCUCUCCAGUUGCAACGAGAAAACGGAGCCGCGAAACACCAUCUAAGACACCGCGUGACAACAAGAAACGGGCCACCAAGACACCGACAAAAGCAGCCACGCCAUCUGUAGCCGCGAAGCCUGAUAAAGGGAAGAAGAUGAGUCGCCUGCCCGACCGAAAAAGUGACACAAAGCUCAGCAUAUCCUACCAGAGCAAAGAACGAACCCACGCGUGCAAACAAGAUGUUGCUGGCAUAGCUGAAAACCUUGCCAAGGGAAAGUUUGAUACAUGUGCUAAGAUGAUCAUGAUACACCCCACACUGAGGCUGAAGAUUUGGGACCAGCUGGUACAACAGGUACAGGCAGAGAGAACCUCACUGCUAGCCACAUCUCCCAGUCACAGCAUCCUUCGAAAAACGACGCCGUCUGAUCUACAGAACUUUUCCUACUCAGCCAUGGAGACAGAGCUGAAGGAACGAACACCCCUUCUCCACAUGGUACUGUCAAAUAUCUCCAAUGAUUCGCAGGUACACACCUGUGUUGCAGCAUCAAUUGCCAUUCGUGGCAAGGAGGCUAGGAUGUCUGCCCUGGCCUACAUCACAGAUGCCAUUUUGCAGUAUGGCGGUACAAAGAAAUCAGCUAUGGAAAUGCUAGCCAAGAUGGGAAUUUCCACCAACCAUAACAACGCAGUCGCAAAACAACAUGAAAUGAGCCUGAACCAUGACAAAACUGUAAAGGAAUGGAAAAGAGACCUUGAAGCGUACUACAACAGAGAUACAAGCCAGCCAGCCUCCACCAACCCAUCACUGAGCCAGCCUGCCUCCACCAACCCAGCACUGAGCCAGCCUGCUUCCAACGACCCAUCACUGAGCCAGCCUGCAUCCACCAACCCAGCACUGAGCCAGCCUGCUUCCAACGACCCAUCACUGAACCAGCCUGCAUCCUACAACCCAUCACUGAGCCAGCCUGCCUCCACCCACCCAUCACUGAGCCAGCCUGCCUCCACCCACCCAUCACUGAGCCAGUCUGCCUCCACCCACCCAUCACUGAGCCAGCCUGCCUCCACCCACCCAUCACUGAGCCAGCCUGCCUCCACCCACCCAUCACUGAGCCAGCCUGCCUCCACCGACCCAGCACCGAGCCAGCCUGCCUCCUACAACCCAGCACUGAGCCAGCCUGCCUCCUACAACCCAGCACUGAGCCAGCCUGCCUCCUACAACCCAUCACUGAGCCAGCCUGCCUCCACUGACCCAUCACUGAGCGAGCCUGCCUCCUACAACCCAUCACUAAACCUGCUUGCCUCCAGCAACCCACCACUGAGCCUGCUUUACUCUUGCAACACACCACCGCACCUGUCAUUUGCCUUUGAGAUAACAGACGAGGAGAUGGCCAUGUGUGGACUGCAAAGUCUGAACAUAGAUGAUGCCCAGUCACCAACCGGCUUUUGUCCCCUCCCACCUUGCACGUACGGCAUCACAUUCGACAACGUGAACUUUUACGUAAAGGCCCACCACCAAACAAACAGUAAACACAACACAAUGCUCAACUGGACACACCAUGUAGCAGUUCUAGACAGAAUCACCCCUCACCACCUCCGCAACACAGGCUCAACUAAACCUCUCCCUGACCUAAACCUUGAUGAGGUGCUACCUACACACCUUGAUCAGCAACACACGAGAAGAGAGUUUGUCGUCAUGGCUACAAGAGUCAUCCCCAGACACCUUAAGGAGUUUGAGAUAUUCAAGGACAUCGUUGUGGCCCACAUACCCCACCAAUACUCAAAGGAAAUGGCAGAGAAGUCCACAGAGGUGCCAUUGGGGCUGCUGUUCAAGGAUGAAUGCAAGACUGGGGACCUUGUUGACAUCCUACUCCAUUUCCAGAAUGAGUACGUCCCACGUCAGGGAGAGAACAUGGUCCCCAUCUUCGUUGGCGGGGACAGGCUGUCCGAAGGCAAUUCCCGCAACAUACAGUGGGCGUUUGCGGAGGGAGACACACGGGAGGACCGCCUGCAGGGGAUCUUCCUGAAGUAUGAAGACUGGCACGCCAUCCGAAAUAAACACGGGAUACACAAGUCAAUCUUCUUCUCUGAGAAGUCUGCUCGAGAGCAUGGCAGCAUGUGCAGUAACAUGAAUGUCUUAAGAGCCAGCAAUGCCAAGAAGGGCCCGCACCAGGACUACAACUCGUACAAAGAGUUUGUCGACAAGGACCUGGAUGCCCUGAUCCUGACGGUUGCCAUGGACUACUUCGGCAUGGACACCAUGGAAGAUCUCCCAAAGAAGAACUGCUUUCCACCCGACAUUGCUGUGGCUGACAAGGAGACCAGGCGAGCCUGGCUAUCUGAGCAAGUGGGCCACAUCAUUGACAAGUACGUUAUGCUGAAGGAAGGGGAAAUUGUUUCCAAUGUAGCUAGCGGGGUAAAAAGUUCCUUUUUCCCCCCAGAGCCCCUUCCCUGCAGGUACCCAGAUUGUCAUCGCACUUUCCGACAUGAGAAAAUCAGAAAUGACCAUGAAAUUCAAGCACACGAUCUCAACAUGCAGCCUACACCUAACCCUAACUCAUCACCAGACAAGCCAAAGGAGUCGUGCCAGGAGGAAGACUACAAAAGAAACUAUACCCUGGCACGUCUCUCCUAUGGCCUGUUUCUCAGAAACAUGAGGGAUGCUGUGAAAGAAGGAGAUGGGGAACGCCUUCAGAGACUUUACUCAUUUGCAAUGCUAUACUACAGGGCAUAUGGACACACCCAAUAUGCUUACAGCAGUUUUCUCAUGAAGGUUCAAGUUGCCUCUAUUCUGUCACCACACAUGGCUCACAGUCUUGUCUGGAAUCGCUUCUUCAACAAAAGGGGGGGGAUGGGACAAAAUAUCUCACUAGAUCUAAACCUCGAGAAUCAUAACAACUUCGCGAAGAGUUUCCUCAAGAACAUGGGCCCAAAUCUCAAUGAAAAAAGUGCUUUACGAGUCACCCGUAGUUUGCAUUACCUCAAGGCAUUGAUGGACAAUCAGAAUGCAGCAUUGGGUCGAAGGGGUGCUUCAGGUUACCACCACAAAGAGAAAUGGGAUGAAGACAUUAAGUUACUCGUUGAGGAGAACAGGAAGGCUGACCUGUUGGCCAUCAUCCCAGGCCGGGCAUUUGAAUCUUUCCCUUCAUUCAACAGAAAUCUGUUGCAUAAGAUUGACUACAACAAGACAGCAAAGUGGAUGAAAGAGAAGCUUAAGUCAUGGAAUAAACACUACCACACUGACCUCUAAAUUCACACUCGAUGCUUUUGUUCUAUUUUUCUCAAAGUAAACCUCAUUCAAUUUUUUCGACCCUGUAUACAUUGGAGUCUGUCUAAUUUGGGAGUGCAAAUGUAUUUACAUAUCAUCAGUCACGAGAACUGUUCAUUCCAAUGAGGCAAUGUGAAGUACAACCGUUUGCAUAAUUUGAGCUCUGUAUAAAUGUAUUUGCGUAUAAUCGCAACGAAUCUCCAGUCCAACGAGACAACGAAAAUAUAUCAUUUUGCAUAAUUUGAGCUAUGCACAAAUUUAUUUGUAUAUCAACAUUGAUGACAAUCU